AUGGCCGUCACCUACGACGAUGACAACCAAGAGGCGCGUCCCUCCGGCGCCGAGCGUAGCACGCCCCUCAAUCGAAUGCGAUGGGCCACCACACGAAAGCCUGGCAAGAAGGGCUCCCAGAAAAGGAGGUCCAUCUUCCAGCGGAACAUGGCGCGAAUGAGCAGCUUGAGCGGGAACCGCCGGUCGACUGCCUCUGAUGCGAGCGAGAUCAAGGCCGACGAAAUCGCAAACGACCGACCGUCAGAGGGCCAAACAUCACGCACCAUAUAUUUCAAUCAGCCACUGCCUGCCGAUGCGCGCGACGAGGAAGGCCAUCCGCUACAAACCUUCAAGCGCAACAAGAUUCGGACAGCCAAAUACACCCCCAUCAGCUUCAUCCCCAAAAACUUGUGGUUUCAGUUGCACAACAUUGCUAACGUGUACUUUUUGUUCAUCGUUAUUCUGGGUAUCUUCUCCAUCUUCGGUGUCACGAACCCAGGUCUAUCUGCGGUGCCCAUCAUUGUUAUCUUGGUCAUCACCGCCAUCAAGGACGCCAUCGAAGACUGGCGAAGAACGGUCCUCGACAACGAAUUGAACAACGCUCCCGUGCACAGACUUGUCGAUUGGGAAAAUGUCAACGUUUCCGAUGAAAAGGUAAGCCUUUGGCGCAGGUUCAAAAAGGCCAACACGCGCUUGAUUCUCGGCGUUUGGAGAUGGUGGAAGGGCAAGCGAGAACAGCAGCUCGCCAAGAAGGGCAAAGGAAAAGCCGGACAGGACUUGAGGCUGGAACAGAAGCUGGAAGAGGACGAGCGCAGAAACAGUGUAGUCACUGCACGAUUGGAUGAAGAAGAUGACUACAUUCACGAAAAUCAAGAAGGCGACGUGGAGAUGACUCCUGUCCCUUCACCCACACCCGGACAGAAGCCUAAGCAGUACGGCGAUCAGGUGCAGGAGACGGACUAUGGGGUUGUAGAUCCUGGACUUCAAUCCGAUACUCUGACUGUACCCACAGGACACGGCAAGGUGGAAGAAAUCGCGGUACCGAAGAAGUUCCAUGGCAGUCUGAUCAACCCGCACAAAGACAGGACAGAAACGGCACGGUUCAAGCGAGACUACUGGAAGAACGUGCGUGUGGGCGAUUUCGUGCGACUCUACAGCGAUGAGGAGGUACCGGCCGACAUUGUUGUUCUGUCAACAAGCGACCCUGACGGCGCGUGUUACAUCGAAACCAAGAACUUGGACGGUGAAACGAACCUUAAAGUGCGCACCGCGCUUUACUCGGGUCGCUCGGUGAAACGCGCUCGCGAUUGCGAACAAGCCGACUUCAUCAUGGAAAGCGAGCCUCCCCAUGCCAACCUGUACGCGUAUUCGGGUGUGGUGAGAUGGAACCAGUACAGCGUGCGAGAUAUCAACGCUGAGCCCAAAGAGAUGGCAGAGCCGGUUGGCAUCAACAAUCUACUCCUCCGUGGCUGCACUGUUCGAAACACCGAAUGGGUGCUGGGAGUCGUGGCUUUCACUGGCGAUGACACCAAGAUCAUGCUCAACUCCGGCAUUACUCCUGCCAAGCGACCCAAGAUCAUGCGUGAUCUGAACUGGAACGUGUUGUACAAUUUCGGUAUCCUCUUCGUCAUGUGCUUGAUCGCAGCCAUUGUCGAAGGUGUGACAUGGGGCCAAGGCGACAAUUCGCUCGACUUCUUCGAGUUCGGAUCUUAUGGAGGCACUCCUGGCCUCAACGGAUUCAUCACAUUCUGGGCCGCCCUCAUCUUGUUCCAGAACUUGGUACCUAUCUCGCUCUACAUCUCGCUGGAAAUCGUGCGUAGUGUGCAGGCCUUUUUCAUCUACUCGGAUGUGUACAUGUACUACGAGAAGAUCGACUACCCAUGUACGCCGAAAUCCUGGAACAUCUCGGACGACCUGGGCCAGAUUGAGUACAUCUUCUCUGACAAAACUGGAACUCUUACGCAAAACGUCAUGGAGUUCAAGAAGUGUACCGUCAAUGGCGUGCCAUAUGGAGAGGCCUACACCGAGGCUUUGGCAGGCAUGCAGAAACGGAUGGGCGUGAAUGUUGAAGAAGAAGGCGCAAAAGCAAAGGCGCAGAUCGCACAGGACCGCGUUACUAUGCUUGAGCGCAUUCGGAAGAUGCACAACAACCCCUACCUCAACGAUGACGAGCUGACAUUUGUUGCGCCAAACUACAUUGCAGACUUGGAUGGAGAUGCCGGUCCAGUACAAAGAGCGGCGACCCACCAAUUCAUGCUCGCCCUUGCUCUGUGCCACAGCGUUAUAACUGAGCGCACACCAGGUGACCCACCAAAGAUCGAGUUCAAGGCGCAAAGUCCGGACGAGGCUGCUCUGGUGGCUACCGCACGAGACGUUGGAUAUACGGUUAUUGGCCACUCCAAUGACAGCAUCAUCCUCAAUAUCCUGGGCCAAGAGCAGGAAUUCCAUGUGCUCAACAUUCUCGAAUUCAACUCGACCAGGAAGCGAAUGAGUUCCAUCAUCCGCAUGCCAGACGGCAAGAUUAUCCUCUUCUGCAAGGGUGCCGACAGUAUCAUCUACUCUCGACUCAAGAAGGGCGAGCAAGCCGAGCUGCGAAAGUCCACGGCUGAGCACCUGGAAAUGUUUGCAAGAGAAGGUCUACGAACUCUGUGUGUCGCGCAGAAAGAGCUUACCGAAGAUGAAUAUCAGAAGUGGAACAUCGAUCACGAACUUGCUGCAGCAGCUGUACAGGACCGUGAGGCGAAGCUGGAAGAGGUUUCUGACCGCAUCGAACGAGAACUGACACUUCUUGGUGGCACUGCCAUUGAAGACAGACUGCAGGAUGGCGUUCCCGACUCCAUUGCUCUGCUUGCCCAGGCUGGUAUCAAGCUGUGGGUGCUUACGGGUGACAAGGUCGAAACAGCCAUCAACAUCGGCUUCUCCUGCAACCUGCUCGACAACGACAUGGACUUGAUCGUCUUGAAGGUGGAAGACGACAACUUUGACGAAGCUGAAUCUGAGCUGAACAAGCACUUGGCUGCGUUUGGCAAGACCGGCUCUGAUGAGGAGUUGAAGGCGGCCAAGAAGAACCACGAACCACCAGCGCCCACACACGCUCUCGUUAUCGACGGUGACACGCUCAAGAUUGUUCUGGACGACCGACUGCGACAGAAGUUCCUGCUUCUGUGCAAGGAGUGCAGAUCAGUACUGUGCUGUCGUGUCAGUCCAUCGCAAAAGGCUGCUGUCGUCGGUCUCGUCAAGCACACUCUUGAAGUCAUGACUUUGUCAAUUGGCGAUGGUGCCAACGAUGUGGCCAUGAUUCAAGAAGCCGAUGUCGGUGUCGGUAUCGCUGGUGAAGAAGGUCGUCAAGCCGUCAUGAGCUCUGACUACGCUAUUGGACAGUUCAGAUUCUUGACAAGGUUGUUGCUUGUGCACGGCCGUUGGGACUACAGGCGAAUGGCCGAAUGUGUUGCCAACUUCUUCUACAAGAACAUCAUUUGGGUCUUCGCCUUGUUCUGGUACCAGAUCUACACCAACUUCGACUGCUCGUACGCCUUCGACUACACCUACAUUCUGCUCUACAACUUGGCCUUCACAUCCCUGCCAAUCAUCUUCCAGGGUAUUCUGGACCAAGAUGUGGAUGACAAGGUCUCGCUGGCCGUACCUCAACUCUACCGCCGCGGCAUUGAACAGCUCGAGUGGACGCAAACCAAGUUCUGGAUCUACAUGUUUGAUGGUCUGUACCAAUCAGUGAUCUGCUUCUACUUCACGUACCUGCAGUUCUACCUGGCCAACUUCGAGACCGAGUCUGGCAGGAACGUUAACGACUACAAGCGGUUGGGUGUCUACAUCGUCAACCCCACCGUCGUGGUUGUCAACGUCUACAUCCUGAUCAACACUUACCGAUGGGAUUGGUUCAUGGUGCUCAUCACUACCAUCUCGAUCCUACUCAUCUGGUUCUGGACUGGUGUCUACACAGCCUUCACAGCUGGCUUCACCUUCUACGAGGCCGCCCCACAGGUCUACGGCGCGCUGUCAUUCUGGUGUGUUGGACUCUUGACAGUCAUCGUCUGCCUGCUGCCUCGAUUCUGUGCAAAGGCCUUCCAGAAGAUGUACAUGCCAUAUGAUAUUGAUGUCAUCCGCGAGCAAGUCCGCCAGGGCAAGUUUGACUAUCUUAAAGAAGUCGACCCCAACAGCGUUGCACCUCAACCUGACAAGCUGGCCGAAUCGCUGACUUCUAGCGAAAUUUCCAACGGCAAGCCUUUGGACCACAAACCCGAUCGGCCUACGAUGGAAGAGGACAUGAGGCCUAUAUACCCGCCCAGCGUUGCAGGAACAGCGGCGACGCAUAAUGCCCGGAGCAAUAACGGUAGCGACGGAACUGACUAUACCGGCCAUCGAUCUAGCCUCGACCGCGCAUUCCCCCACACUGGCCACACCAGCAACAACCCCGGGUCAGAUCCAUAUGGCUUCGACCGCCGACCAUCAGCGCCAGCAAUCGAACCUCCUCGACCGAGCUUCGACCGUCUACGCAGCAGCAUGGACCGAACACGGCCAUCCUUCGAAGCGAGUCGCGACUUCACCAGCGCGGCAUACCUCUCGCGGGUGGAAAGCAGUCACUCCGGCGCGAACCAACCCGGGCCCGAUCAGAAGAGCAGUCGAAGAAGAGAAGACAUCUCGGACGAUCUGAGGAGGUGA
Molecule: messenger RNA, 4656 nt
Organism: Zasmidium cellare ATCC 36951
Lineage: Eukaryota; Fungi; Ascomycota; Dothideomycetes; Mycosphaerellales; Mycosphaerellaceae
Exons: 3
Coding region: 1-4656 (1551 amino acids)
Biological process (GO): phospholipid translocation
Cellular component (GO): plasma membrane
Molecular function (GO): ATPase-coupled intramembrane lipid carrier activity; magnesium ion binding; ATP binding
Source: RefSeq, a predicted model, not a curated record